AUGAGUGGAGCCAGACCCAUCUCUUCCCUUGAUUUGAGUCCUGGAAUUCGAACAAAACUGACUAAAGCCGGGUUCCAAACUGUUAGGGAUCUUGAAGAAACAACGCCAGUCGAUUUGAGCAAAGGAAUAUCAACUGAUGAUGCCCUUAAAAUUUUACAACAAACAAAAAGAAAUACUGUAGACGCCAUGUCUGCCUCCGAGGUACUCGUGCGCGAACGUCUCGCCGCUUCCAUAUCCACGUCCAGCAAUGCUAUCGAUAACAUGCUAGGUGGUGGUGUACCAAUCAGAAAGAUCACAGAGUUCUGUGGUGCCCCGGGAAUAGGGAAAACUCAAUUUGGAAUUCAAUUAUCUGUAAAUGUUCAAAUACCAGAAACUUUAUCAGGGCCCGAGGGUGAGGCGGUGUAUAUUGAUACUGAAGGCAGCUUUAUAGCUCAACGGGCAGCAGAGAUAGCUAGUGCAAUGGUUGAGAGAGUUAACGGUCAUCAACACGCAGGAACGGAAGCAUUAGUUAAUGUGGAUACUAUUCUAUCGAAGAUUCACUACUUCAGACUACAUAAUUGCGUUGAAUUAAUUGCACUUGUUAAGGUGCUAGACGAAUUUUUGAAAGAGCAUUCAAAAGUCAAAAUCAUUAUAAUCGACUCGAUCGCAUUUCAUUUUCGUCACGGUUUUAGUGACAUGGCUCUUCGAACAAGGAUAUUAAAUAGCUUGGCGCAGGAUCUAACGAAAAUUGCCCAUUCCUUUAACCUCGCGGUUGUUAUAUUUAAUCAGAUGACUACGAAAUUCUUCGUUUCCAGCGAUCGAUCCGCAACAGAUCAAGCAAUAUUGAUCCCGGCGCUCGGGGAGAGCUGGGCGCAUCAAUGCAACAAUAGGAUUAUACUUUAUUGGCAAGAUGGUAUACGAUGUGCCAAUUUGAUCAAAUCGGCAAACCGUCGGGAACAGAUUGUAACCUAUCAAAUUGGUGCUACUGGGAUACGAGACGUUAUUGACGAUGCAUCAAGUAGUCGAAAACGGCCUCGCGAAGACUUGAAUGAUUAG
Molecule: messenger RNA, 1035 nt
Organism: Paraglomus brasilianum
Lineage: Eukaryota; Fungi; Glomeromycota; Glomeromycetes; Paraglomerales; Paraglomeraceae
Source: the annotation of a GenBank genome assembly